CAACUCUGGAAUGAUGGGAGCCAUGAUUCUACUGGGCAAUGUCUCUGGUGCUCUGGCUGGAACCACAUUCACUCGCAUAGGUGUACUGACAAUCUACGCAAUCAUGAUUGGGAUUGUGGUUACGUCAGUCCUCAUAACUGUGUUUAGCAUCACGGAGACGUACGUCAAACAGACUGAGCUAGAACCUUUAAGCUUUAAAGUUGUAUUCAUAGGCUUUUGGAAACCUUUGAAAGAUCAUGAUUUUAGAUGGGUCUUCAUAACGCGGUUCUUGAUGCAGCAAGGUGUUGCCACCAUCACAGGUUUCCUGGAGUACUGGUUAAAUGAUAUGGUAGCCCUCCCGUACUGCUGGACGGCUGCUACCCUCGGUAGCACUGCUACUCCUGCCACUGCUCUUUGCUGCUGCCAUCAGGUACUAGCCACUAGCUCUACUGCUGGGUACUGGGAUCAGCUGAGUCAGAAAUAG
Molecule: messenger RNA, 463 nt
Organism: Physella acuta
Lineage: Eukaryota; Metazoa; Mollusca; Gastropoda; Physidae
Source: RefSeq, a predicted model, not a curated record